Molecule: messenger RNA, 435 nt
Organism: Botrytis porri
Lineage: Eukaryota; Fungi; Ascomycota; Leotiomycetes; Helotiales; Sclerotiniaceae
Exons: 3
Coding region: 1-435 (144 amino acids)
Source: RefSeq, a predicted model, not a curated record
AUGGGUUACACACACUAUUGGGAAGUCAAAGACCAAACCACAUGGUCCGAAAUCUGGCCUCAACUAAUUUCCGACGCCAAUCACAUCAUCAAAACACUCGAAAAAAGUGCUCCUCUCCUCGACGAGAGAGAUAACUAUCAUCUCCCCACUAUCGAACGCGGAAUUUUCAUAAACGGACAAGACGAGCAUGAAGAUUUUAUCCUGACCCAAUAUAAAAGCUCUGGUAUUAACUUUUGUAAAACCGCAAGGAAGGAAUAUGAUGCUGUUGUCGCAACUAUUCUCAUGCGUGCGAAAUUGUUGGCUGGGGAUGGGUUCAGUCUUUCAUCUGACGGUGAUUGGGACGACGAGUGGCAACACACUUUGAAAGUUUAUGUCAAAUUAUGGCCAGAUGAGAAGCCUACUGGAAAUAUCUUUGACUCCGAAGAGCAGUAUUGA